CAUCGAAAAGCCGGAAUAAAACAAAAGGAAAAAAUUACAGCAAAAACCAAUAAAUUACAAAUUCAGCAUUAAAAAAUGGAUGUUGAUGCUGCACAAAAGACUUGGGAGCUGGAGAACAACAUACAGACUCUGCCCAGCUGUGAUGAAAUCUUUCGCUAUGAUGCCGAACAGCAGCGUCAAAUUAUCGACGCCAAGCCCUGGGAAAAAGAUCCACAUUUCUUUAAAGACAUCAAGAUUUCAGCUCUCGCGCUGCUCAAGAUAGUCAUGCACGCCCGCUCCGGAGGCACACUCGAAGUUAUGGGCCUAAUGCUCGGCAAGGUUGAGGAUAACACAAUGAUUGUGAUGGACGCGUUUGCCUUGCCGGUGGAGGGCACCGAGACACGCGUGAAUGCCCAGGCCCAGGCCUAUGAGUACAUGACUGCCUACAUGGAGGCCGCCAAAGAGGUGGGCCGCAUGGAGCAUGCCGUCGGCUGGUACCACAGCCACCCCGGCUACGGCUGCUGGCUGUCUGGCAUCGAUGUAUCCACACAGAUGCUCAACCAGACCUACCAGGAGCCGUUCGUGGCCAUUGUGGUCGAUCCUGUGCGCACUGUCUCUGCUGGCAAGGUUUGCCUGGGCGCCUUCCGCACCUACCCAAAGGGCUAUAAGCCACCAAACGAGGAGCCAUCCGAAUAUCAGACCAUACCAUUGAACAAGAUUGAGGAUUUCGGCGUGCACUGCAAGCAGUACUAUCCGCUCGAGAUUAGCUACUUCAAGUCGGCUCUGGACCGCAAACUGCUGGACUCCUUGUGGAACAAGUACUGGGUGAACACUCUGGGUAGCUCUGGUCUGCUGACCAACACGGAAUACACCACUGGCCAAAUAAUGGAUCUGUCCGAGAAGCUGGAGCAGAGUGAAAACUUUCUGGGUCGCGGCACCGACGUCAACGAGAAACGCUCCGAGGACAAGCUAUCCAAAGCUACGCGCGACUGCAGCCGCUCCACAAUUGAGUUAAUACACGGCCUGAUGGCGCAGAUAGUCAAGGACAAGCUCUUCAAUAAGGUGGGCCUGGGCAAAUAGGUCCUCUCCUGCAGUAGAAUAUUAUAAAAUACGAAAC
This is a messenger RNA of Drosophila guanche, 1096 nucleotides long. RefSeq names its product COP9 signalosome complex subunit 5 (gene CSN5). Gene Ontology annotation, cellular component: cytoplasm; COP9 signalosome. Gene Ontology annotation, molecular function: protein binding; metallopeptidase activity; deNEDDylase activity. The coding region runs from base 76 to 1059 and encodes 327 amino acids. NCBI's taxonomy places the organism in Eukaryota, Metazoa, Arthropoda, Insecta, Diptera, Drosophilidae. The record is from RefSeq and is a predicted model, not a curated record. The transcript has 3 exons. Gene Ontology annotation, biological process: protein deneddylation.